Molecule: messenger RNA, 3062 nt
Organism: Mus caroli (Ryukyu mouse)
Lineage: Eukaryota; Metazoa; Chordata; Mammalia; Rodentia; Muridae
Gene: Kcnk13
Product: potassium two pore domain channel subfamily K member 13
Biological process (GO): stabilization of membrane potential; potassium ion transmembrane transport
Cellular component (GO): plasma membrane
Molecular function (GO): potassium ion leak channel activity; outward rectifier potassium channel activity
Source: RefSeq, a predicted model, not a curated record
GACCUAUCUGUUAAGCAACCACUCCAGGGAUCUGCACUCCCUGGUGGAACAUCGCUGUUUAGAGGUUGGCCUUCCGAGCUCCAGGCGAGCGCCGGCGGAGGAGACCUGAGCAGGAGACUGGCCCUGAGGCCAAGGGGCGGGUACCGGGUGGAGUCGCCUCGGUUGGCAGCUGCAGAGCUCCACCUGUUGCAGCAUUUGAGCACUCCACAGAGAAGACAGCUCUGGGCACGGACUUCUGCUCUCAGCCCCACCGGGCAGGGCAAGGCCACUUGAGAAGGGGAACCAGGGGCCAUCCUGAACCUGUCCCACAGAGCAGAGGUCCGCCCUCGUGCUGCCGCGGAGCCUGUGUGCCCAGCGGAGAUCCGAGCCGGCUGAUCUGCAUCUUCGCACUGUCACUGCGUCCGUGCGUCUGCCCCAAACCCGUUCCGGCCUCUGAGCCCUGGUUAUUCUGGUGGAUAGAGGCUCGGCGGAACAUUGUCACUAAUACGCAACACAGAUCCACCUGGAGAGGCACCAAAGACAGAGAACAGCCCGUAUCCCAGCCAUCACAGCUUGGAAAGCAAUGCUCCGAGGAACCCGGACCUUGAUGUGAAGCUUACCCGCCGAUUCUCUCUGGACCCACGACCUUUUUUCUUCAAAAGGAGUUCAAGUUCUAGGGAGUUUGCCUUGAAGGCACGCCACGCCCCCUCCCCAAUCUGAGCCGAAUUAGGAGCUCGGGUGAACCCGGGUCGCCCGCACCCUCCGCACCAAGUCGAAGCAGACUCCGUGUCCCGACCCCUCUGGUCUUCAGCCUUAAGGAGAACUCCAGAGAGGACAGGGAGGCGGUGACGACAAAGCGGAUUCGAAACCACGAGUCCAGGCGGACGUGGGGAGCUGGCUACACAGGAACGACCGAGGAGGCGGCGGCCGGGAGAUCCACGCCGCCUUGGGGAACGCGCGGCGGGCAUGGGCGAGCCCGCACGCAGAGCGGGCUAAGGUCGGCAGAGCAGAUCCUCCCCGGGGCGUGGGCACAAGUCCGCGGGCAGCGACCCUCGCGGGGCUGUCCUCCAGUGCCAUGGCUGGCCGCGGUUGCGGCUGCAGCCCCGGCCACCUGAACGAGGACAACGCGCGCUUCCUGCUGCUCGCUGGGCUCAUCCUGCUCUACCUGCUGGGCGGCGCCGCAGUCUUCUCCGCGCUGGAGCUAGCGCAGGAGUUGCAGGCCAAGCAGCGCUGGGAAGAGCGCCUGGCCAACUUCAGCCGGGGCCACAACCUGAGCCGUGAAGAGCUGCGAGGUUUCCUCCGCCACUACGAGGAAGCCACCAGGGCGGGCAUCCGCAUGGACAGCGUGCGCCCUCGCUGGGACUUCACGGGCGCCUUCUACUUCGUGGGUACAGUGGUUUCUACCAUAGGGUUUGGGAUGACAACACCAGCCACAAUGGGAGGGAAGAUUUUUCUGAUCUUUUAUGGUCUCAUUGGAUGCGCAAGUACCAUCCUCUUCUUCAACCUUUUCCUGGAGCGGCUGAUCACAGUCAUCGCCUGUGUCAUGAGAUCCUGUCAUCAGCAGCAGCUGCGCAGACGUGGGGCUGUGACCCAGGACAACAUGAAGGCCCCUGAAAAGGGGGAGGCGGACAGCCUGACUGGCUGGAAGCCCUCUGUGUACUAUGUCAUGCUGAUCCUAUGCUUGGCAUCAGUGGCCAUCUCCUGCGGAGCCUCUGCUCUGUACACCACCAUGGAGGGCUGGAGCUACUUUGACUCGGUCUACUUCUGUUUUGUGGCUUUCAGCACCAUUGGCUUCGGGGACCUGGUGAGCAGCCAGAAUGCUCAGUAUGAGAGCCAAGGACUCUACCGCUUCUUCAAUUUCUUCCUCAUCCUCAUGGGCGUCUGUUGCAUCUACUCUUUGUUCAACGUCAUCUCCAUCCUGAUCAAACAGACUGUGAACUGGAUCCUGAGGAAACUGGAUAGUGGGUGCUUCCCACCAUGCCAAAGAGGACUCCUGCGGUCCAGGAGGAAUGUGGUGAUGCCGGGUAACAUCCGGAACAGGUGCAACAUCUCCAUAGAGACGGACGGGGUAAUGGAAAGUGACACUGAUGGACGACGUCUCUCGGGGGAGAUGAUCUCCAUGAAGGACACCAACAAGGUCUCCCUGGCCAUCCUGCAGAAGCAGUUGUCUGAGAUGGCCAAUGGGGGACCCCACCAGAACAGUGCAUCCUCCCGGGAUGAUGAGUUCUCAGGGGGAGUGGGAGCCUUUGCAGUAAUGAAUAACAGGCUGGCAGAGACCAGUGGAGAUAGGUAGGAACCAGAAGUAGCUGCUAGAUGAAGAAACCCAGGGCACGUGGGGGAUAAGACACUGUUACACCACUGGUAAGCUCAGCUGUGUCUCUGGCUGUUGCAAUUAAUAUCUCCAGUCCAGGUUUUGAAAUCUGGCCUUGGCCUCGGGCAAGAGUAGCCUCUCACAGUUGAGGACUGGAGCCUCUUUCCCUGGCUCUUACUUUACUUUUGAAUUCCAAGUUUGACAUUUGGAACUGCUGGAACUCGCCUUCCUCCAGAGUUGUAAUGGUCUGAGGGAGACCGGUCCAGUUUUGGUUUCUCCACCAUGAUCCAUUCUUAGGAAGGGAGAGCCCCCAAAAAGCCUGCUUCUUUCCUGGAACGUGAGUGGCUGAACUUCACCCAGCCCCUCAAGAAAAGGCAACGAACAUUCCAGAGUGUCUCUGGGCCUUCUGUUUGCUGGGCUUCCUUCCAAGCAUAUCUAUCGUUGGUUCCAUUGAUGGGGACACCAUCUCAUCUUCUCUUAUACCUGCUUCUCUGUUUGGGAGUCUUGGUUUCGUUUUUGUUUUGUUUCCUAUUUGACUAAUAUAUCUUUUGGAUCUUAUGUGAUAAGAAAACUAAAUCCACCUUCAAACCUUUAAGCUUGGCAGUGAGUAGAGGAAGAGGGAAACUCCAUCUUGUAACUAAAGCCCACAGCUUACUAUGUCUGCUCUGAAUGGUUACACGGAUCGUGUCAUUUUACCAGGGCUUGGAGCCUGUUGUAGAGGCAACUGACUAUUUAUUAGAGUUGAACAUUUAAUAAAUUCUCAUUUUGUUAA